AUGAAGGACUCUAAUGAAGAGUUGAAUAAGAUAAGCAAUCUAGCUCAAAAUGAAGAAACAUCAGGAUAUGAUGAGCUUGAGAAUCUGAAUCGCAAAACGAAUGAUGGAACAAGUGCUGGACACUCAUCACACUAUCCGAAGUUACAACCAAGUCCGAUUGGUAAGGACGAUUCAUUUGCAUCAUCGAAUGCAGAACGGCAUGAUGCAGAUAGGUCGAAGGGCCCGAAAACAAGAGUUAAUAAUAAUGAGGGCCACAAAAUAGAUAUUGCAUCCUCUCCAGCCGAUCAGUCAUUGGAGCAAAGCUCACGUCAGCCCAGUCGACGAUCCUCGAUAGCAUCGUUAAGUAACUUUAAUAAGUUCACAAAAAAUUUCAUUGUGCCAGCAGCUAAGUGGGCAUAUUCCCCGUUAAAAAGUAGGUCUAAAAGAGAAAAACUAGACCCGUCCUACACGAUAGAGUACUCUGUGUUCAAGCCUAUACCAUACUUCAAACAAAUCAAAGAUGAUGAUGACUUUUUAGAGCAUUGGCAUAGGAUUAUAAGCGAGGAAUACUGGCCAAAUCAAUAUCCCCAGAAUUAUAUAUCUUCUUUUGGAUUCGAAAAUUUGUUAAACUUGGUUACUGAGUUAAUAGAGAUAGAACAUUUGUAUCCUCAGAGAAUUGCCCAAGGUUCAUCAGGUAGCUACUUUGUGUUUGCCAAGAGGCUUGUUGAGGGACAUUCUGAGUUGUAUAAAGCCGGUGUGUUCAAGCCUAAGGAUGAAGAGCCAUACGGCCCACUAUCACCAAAAUGGACUAAAUGGCUUCAUAGGACCUUUUUUCCGUGUUUUUUUGGUAGGGCGUGCUUGAUUCCUAACCUAGGCUACGUAAGUGAGGCUGCUGCAUGCGUGCUUGACCGGCAAUUACUUUCUUAUAUUGUUCCAUUCACUGAAAUAGUAUAUUUGAAAUCCCCUUCUUUCUAUUACUCAUAUUGGGAUAGAACGAGGGACUUUUCGAGGUUACCAAGAAAGAUUGGUUCUUUCCAGUUGUUUUUAGAAGAAUAUACCGAUGCUCUGACUUGGUUUAAGCUAUUUCCUGUGCCUAAUGAAUUGUCAUCCUUACCCGACAGCUCUGACAUUGUAAUUAAUUUGAAUGAGACUAUUCUGGAUUCAAGGUUCCGAUGGUCCAAAGGCUCUAUGAAGCAGUUUAGAGAAGAGCUUGAAAAGUUGGUAAUCCUUGAUUACAUUAUGAGAAAUACGGAUCGAGGUUCUGAUAAUUGGAUGAUCAAGAUUGAUUGGAAAGAAGUAUGCGCUGAUAACUUAAAUAGGACGGUGACACCUUACAUUCGAAUAGGAGCGAUAGAUUCUGGGCUAGCAUUUCCUUGGAAGAGACCAGAUGGAUGGAGAUCCUUCCCUUUUGGUUGGCUAUUUUUGCCCUUGUCUCUCAUUGGCCAGCCUUUUUCUACGAAGACUAGAAAUCAUUAUCUUCCACUUCUAACAUCUUCACAUUGGUGGGAGACGACUGUCGUUCGGUUAAAAGAAGUAUUCCAAAAGGAUAAUGAUUUUAAGGAGAGGAUGUGGUCUCGACAACUCGCUGUGUUGAAAGGUCAGGCGUUCAUUGUCACGGAGGUAUUGAAACUAAGUCAUGCAGGUCCUUUGGAGCUCACCAGAAGAGAUAACUUAUUAAUAUGGGAUGAUGUAAUGUAUGCCCCUAGUCUGAUCAAUAAUGAUGUCAUGACUAAUGCUAUGGAGUCUAGCAUAUACGAUUUGAAUCCAUCUGAACAAGAUUAUAGAAAUAGAAUGGAUACAAUACAUGAAUCGGGUGAGGACCACGAAAGAAUUCCCCUUUUGAAAGGCUCACCAAGUAAAAAGGGAGCUAAUAAGAAGAUAUCACAUCAGACGCUUUCUCCAGAAACAGGAAUGUCUGGCUUUGAAUACAAUUUAAAUUAUGACACUCACGGGAAUAAAAAUGAUCCCAGUGAUGUCAAAAAAGUCAUUAUUGAACGAUUGGAAAAAGUAAAAAAUAAACCACCGGUGUUUACAUGGUGUUAA
Messenger RNA from Priceomyces carsonii, 2022 nucleotides. RefSeq names its product 1-phosphatidylinositol 4-kinase. Gene Ontology annotation, cellular component: lysosomal membrane; plasma membrane; trans-Golgi network. Bases 1 to 2022 code for a protein of 673 amino acids. The transcript has a single exon. Lineage: Eukaryota; Fungi; Ascomycota; Pichiomycetes; Serinales; Debaryomycetaceae. The record is from RefSeq and is a predicted model, not a curated record. Gene Ontology annotation, molecular function: 1-phosphatidylinositol 4-kinase activity. Gene Ontology annotation, biological process: phosphatidylinositol phosphate biosynthetic process; Golgi organization; endosome organization.